AUGAUCAUUCUAACUCGGAUUCAAUGCAUUGGGGCAGCUCAUGCAGCUCGUUCUUUUCAUGACGCAGCCUCAAGUAUUUCAGGUGUAUCCAACUCCUACCCUCGAGGUGAAGCGUAUAGGGACUCGAAACGGAAUCAGGCUAUCAUCAGUCUCUUGAAUGUCCUAAACGAACUUAGUAACGAGUCUUCCCCAGACAACGAUGUCAACCUUCCUCCUGCCUUUGAGGAUGACAAUCCAACAGUAGAUGAGAAACUGCAAAUCACUGGAUCGGAAUCAUUCAACAAAUUUGAGAGGCGAAUAGAAAAUCUCGACAAAGAGCUGCGCAACUUUGCUAAUGCUGCUCGCCAGCUUGGCAGUUCCGUUGGAAUCUUAUCCUCUGGGUUUCGACUGCGAGAGCGCCUUGCGAAAUUGCUAGUUCUGUUCCGUGAGAACGCAGCUACUUUGUUUCCUCGGAAGAUUUCGCGUCAACCUCGAGAAGCGCCGAUUAUCCACGAGUGGACAGAGCAACGGCGCACAGAUAUUCAACCUUUGCAGAAGACCCACCCUGAUCCUGAAAGUUUUCCCGACCAAUUUGCUGGUUUCGCAGAAGACGUCGUAACGUUUCUGAACUGCCUGAACGAGUUCCCAGAGUUUACAGACGAGGCAGUCAAUACGUCAAUGCGUGCUUUCGAAUGUGAUCUGAAGUAUUGGGCUUCGUGUCUUCCGGAGUACAAAGGUCAAUUUCGGUAUCCAGCAGUGCAGCGCUAUAUCCAUGAUUUGACAUCGGAGAUUGGGGAGCACAUUGACAAUAUCACAAUCAAUCUGUCUAUGUUUAUUGAAAUCGGUGUUCCGACGAUUCGAUUCGCCCAGCAUCAUGCAGCAUCAAACUUGCUAAACUUAUCGACAGUCGCAACAUUCUUUUCAGUUGUGACGGCGACGACCUUACAGUACUCAUACCGGUUAACGGACGGCGUGCUGGCGACUUGUGUCAAUGGGUUCUGGUUCUCUUCGUUGGUUUUCAGUAUAGCAGCCGCUGUGAAUAGUCUCCUUGGUCUCACCUGGAAGCAAGCGAUGUAUCGCUCUCCAGGCCAUAGGGUACCUUGGUGGGUGUUGAUAUGGAUCAAACGAUCGCCUUUAGUGUUUCUCGUGAUGUCUGUGGCAUGCUUUUCCGUGGGCUUGAUGCUGUUCACAUACGCUACAGAACAGGCAGUUACCUCCUUCGGCCUGGCUGUUGUUUCGGCCUGGUUCGUCGCAGAACGUUGGGUAUUUGUUCGCUACCAUGGUCAGAUCUGGCUGGAUGAUGUAAUCAAUGAAGCAACCCACCGCAUGCUCCGCCUCUGUCUAGUCGUGGCAAUGCGGAAUAUCAUUCACUGGUGUAUCUUCGCCAUCAGCGGCCUGUUAAAACGAGUGUCUUUCAAGUUCCCCGACAUGAUCACCCGGAUUGGACGUAGGGACCAUACACUUCCCACCAUGCAGGAGGGUCCGCCAAUGGAUGAUCUUUCUCACCACCGUGACAUCUCUACAUCAGUGUGCUCGGAUUUUACUGAGCAUUCCACCUCGAUAAAAGGGCUUGCGAGUGAGGAUAGCAAGCCGUCUCACCCAGCCAUUGCUCGUCAGCGCUUCAAAGGAGCUGUGCGUUCUGUCAUCGUAAUGCAACAGCAGCGAGCGGGGCGACCCUUGAUGCCGCAACGGAUCCCAUCCUUCGACUGGAACUCUGCCAUGGGGAUGUCUCCCACCCGGCCCUCGUCCGUGGAUUUGGAUGCUAUUCGAGGACCGCGAGCCGCUUUAAUCCCCAAACUUAAAACCCUAGAACCUGUGCAGGACCUCUCCGUACACACCGCCCUUGUCCGGCAUUUACAAUUCUCCCCGAGUGGUAGGUAUCUGGCUACGUCAAGUUGGGAUCGAUCUUCCGUCAUCUUUCGCGUUGAGGAUGCUUUUUCAAUUCAUGCCAUUCUGGUACACGUGCGAGGCUUCGUCGGUCAGGUUGCAUGGUCCGAUUCUAGUACCCUUCUCUUGACGAGAUUACCCCGUGAAAUCAAGGUUUGGACGGAGGAUGGACACUGUAAAAAAACGAUUGAACGCCCCGCACUCUCACAAUUCUUUUCCGUCGAAGGUAGCAGAGUUCUGAAACUGGACAUCAAAGGAAGGGUUCUUGAUUCUUACCACUUCGGUGGCAUCCAAUUGCACAAUGUGGCUGUGACCCCAGAUGGUCAGCGGUUGCUAGGUGUAGGUCCACUGCUCGCGGCACCCAACGGGAUGCAUCCAAGCCGCACUACUAGGGUUGAGAAGUGUAUAGUAGUUUUCAAUAUAGAGACCAGAACAUUUGAAAAUCGAAUACCCGUCUUCAACGACGCGCGUGACAUCAAGGUGUCCAAAAGGGGUGGAAAUGUGUUGGUUUCAUUCGGGUACAAGACACCUCCGCAGUUAUGGAAGAUGGAGCUAGUUCGGGAUAAUAAAGACCGUGAAAACUCCCAUGCCCAGACCGCUAGGCUUAUUCUCCGUCACACGUAUGAGCCUACAGCUCGUGUGGAUUUCGUGGGCCCAAGCUACUUCGGCGGUAUGGAUGAUCAGCUAGUGUUAUGUGCGGGCAAAGCGGGCGAUAUCCAUAUCUGGGAACGCGAUACUGCAAUUUUGCUCCACUACAUUAGGCCUCAGGUGUUCGACGGGGAUUUGACAUGCGUCACAUGGAAUCAUUCCACCGACGAUUCUUUCAUGUUAGCGACAGGCAGUCAUGACGGUACAGUGCACAUAUGGAAGACACCGACAUGGGACGGCUCAUCCGAUGACGCUAGCUUGAUGUGUAAACAAAACAUACCGUACAUACCAAAACCGCCGGCUGUAAACAAAACAUACCGUAUUCAUUCGCCAUAG
Molecule: messenger RNA, 2850 nt
Organism: Suillus subalutaceus
Lineage: Eukaryota; Fungi; Basidiomycota; Agaricomycetes; Boletales; Suillaceae
Product: soluble quino protein glucose/sorbosone dehydrogenase
Exons: 21
Coding region: 1-2850 (949 amino acids)
Biological process (GO): proteasome-mediated ubiquitin-dependent protein catabolic process
Cellular component (GO): GID complex
Molecular function (GO): protein binding
Source: RefSeq, a predicted model, not a curated record